AUGUCUGCCGCCUCUUCGCUGCAAUCGAGAGCUGCCGGCGGCACCAAACCGGAUAUUGACGCCGCAAACGAAGCCUUGAACCCGAUGGACGAGGACCUUAAGGUCUCUAGCAGCGUUGGCGCGCUUAAAGUCACUAGGCAGGUGCCAUCUCGUCAAGCCAUGGCGAAAAUGCUGCAAGAGCGGUUGUUUUACAUCCCGUCCUUCAAAAUCUACGACGGCGCUGCGGAAACCGCUGGGCUUUUCGACUACGGGCCUCCCGGCGUCAAGUUGAAGAACAACGUUCUUGCAUUUUGGCGUCAGCAUUUUGUUCUUGGGGAGAACAUGUUAGAAGUCGAGUGCCCGUCUGUCACGCCCGAGAUCGUUCUGAAAGCGUCGGGGCACGUAGACAGAUUCACUGACCUUAUGGUUAAGGACGAGAAGAACGGGAACUGCUACCGCGUAGACCACUUGCUGAAGGAUUUCUGCACCGAGAAGCUUCAGAAGGAUCUCAACAUCGCCGAAGAGAAGGCGAAGGAACUCAAACAUGUACUCGCUCUGUUAGAUGACCUCUCAGCUGAAGAACUAGGUGCAAAGAUCAAAGAGUAUGGGAUUACAGCCCCUGACACGAGCAAUCCUCUGUCUGAUCCCUAUCCAUUUAACUUAAUGUUCCAAACGUCAAUUGGUCCGUCUGGCUCGAGCACUGCGUACAUGAGACCGGAAACUGCACAAGGCAUAUUUGUGAACUUCAACUAUUUGUACUACUACAAUGGCAACAAGCUACCUUUUGCUGCGGCUCAAAUCGGCCAAGCCUUUCGAAAUGAGAUUGCUCCUCGCCAAGGGCUUUUAAGAGUCCGUGAGUUCACACUCGCGGAGAUUGAACACUUUGUAGAUCCUGAAGACAAAACUCACCCGAAGUUUAAUGAGGUCGCGGAGUUGGAGUUCCAAAUGUUUCCGAGGGAAGAACAGGUAUCUGGCCAGUCUGCAAGGAUAAUCCGCUUGGGUGAAGCAGUUGCAAAGGGCAUAGUCGACAAUCAGACUUUAGCCUAUUUCAUCGGCCGAGUCUACCUCUUCCUCACACGGUUGGGUAUAGACGAGGAGCGUCUAAGGUUCCGCCAGCACCUGCCGAAUGAAAUGGCGCACUACGCUGCUGACUGCUGGGAUGCUGAGAUCGAGACUUCAUACGGGUGGAUUGAGUGCGUCGGGAUAGCAGAUAGAUCUGCAUAUGAUCUUCAAGCUCAUUCAGUAAAAAGUAAUAAAGAUCUUAUGGCUCAUGAAAAAUUUUCAGAACCAAGAGAAGUGGAGGAACUGGUUAUAUCUCCGGUGGUUAAAGAGACCGGCCUUGCUUUCAAGGCGGACGGAAAGAAUGUAGUUGAAGCACUGAAGGCCAUGAAUGAAAAAGAAGCUUUGGAGAUGAAAGCGGAUUUAGAGGCGAAGGGCGAGGUGGAGUUUUAUGUCUGCACACUAGGGAAAAAUGUAUCAAUAAAGCAGAAUAUGGUGACGAUUUCAUACAAGAAAAGGAAAGAACACCAGAGAAGAUUCACACCCUCAGUGAUCGAACCUUCGUUUGGUAUCGGGCGGAUCAUCUACUGCCUCUUCGAGCAUUCAUACUACACCAGACAAAGUCAAGCUGGGGAUGAACAGUCGAACAACUUGAACGUGCUCCGUUUCCCUCCUCUCAUGGCGCCCUUUAAGUGCACGGUUUUCCCGCUGGUUCAGAACAAGGAGUAUGAGGAGGUUGCUAAAGGCAUUUCCAAGUCACUGACCGCAGCUGGCAUAUCACAUAAAAUCGACAUUACAGGCACCUCUAUCGGGAAAAAGUAUGCACGGACUGACGAGCUUGGUGCGCCCUUCGCGAUCACGGUGGAUUCUACAACGUCAGUGACAAUUCGGGAGAGAGACAGCAAGGAUCAGGUUCGUGUAAAUUUGAAAGAGGUAGUGGUCGUUGUGAAGGAGCUAACUGCGGGGCUUAAGACUUGGGCAGACGUGUCGCGUGCUCACAGAGUCAGAAGGCAAUCUAGGCUUAGAAAUUUACUUAACAAAUUGUGUUUUCCCUGCUGAAUUUACAUAGAAAUCUAAUUUUGUGGUAUUUUGGCUCUA
This is a messenger RNA of Malus domestica (apple), 2076 nucleotides long. Its product is annotated as glycine--tRNA ligase, mitochondrial 1-like. The record is from RefSeq and is a predicted model, not a curated record. Gene Ontology annotation, biological process: mitochondrial glycyl-tRNA aminoacylation. NCBI's taxonomy places the organism in Eukaryota, Viridiplantae, Streptophyta, Magnoliopsida, Rosales, Rosaceae. Gene Ontology annotation, molecular function: ATP binding; glycine-tRNA ligase activity. Gene Ontology annotation, cellular component: mitochondrion; cytoplasm.